Onychomys torridus (southern grasshopper mouse) is the source of this 2926-nucleotide messenger RNA. RefSeq names its product CASP2 and RIPK1 domain containing adaptor with death domain (gene Cradd). The record is from RefSeq and is a predicted model, not a curated record. Lineage: Eukaryota; Metazoa; Chordata; Mammalia; Rodentia; Cricetidae. Bases 544 to 1143 code for a protein of 199 amino acids. The transcript is spliced from 3 exons. Gene Ontology annotation, biological process: signal transduction; regulation of apoptotic process. Gene Ontology annotation, molecular function: death domain binding; protease binding.
GCGGUUUCCCCCGUGAGGAUCAUCCCCGGGGUGCUGGUCCCCGAUCUUCGCUGGCGGCUCCUCCCGCGUGUGGCACUGCAGCGGGUUUCAGCUGCACCGACAGGGAGGCUUUCCAAGUGGAAACACGCUGCGCAGUGUGGACACCCGCCUCCCUGCCUCCUCCCGGCUUGGCAGAGGCUGGGGCGGGUGUCUGAAGCCUUCCCUCUCCUCCCGGUUCCUUCACUGCCACCACACCGCCAACCCCACCGCACACUAGCCACCCGCGCUCAUUAAAGGGAAUUGAAAUGGGACCCCAAGAUGUGAAAAGCAGAGAUAGAGACGGAUUCCUAAUUACUGUUCUUCACGAUGCUGGGAAGUGUUUGCCAUGAACUGGAUUCGGCUUAGCAGCCACAUAGGAAACACUGUGACUUGGCACUCUGCUAAGAUGGGAAGAUCUGAGUGACCUGGAGGCGCUUAUUAAUGAUGUUGCAGCAACAUUAUCUUUAAGGGGUCCACCAGCGUUCCUGCAACCUGAGUGCAGAUUUUGUUUCUUUCCAGGGAGAAAUGGAUGCCAGAGACAAGCAAGUGCUCCGCUCCCUGCGUCUGGAGUUGGGCGCAGAGGUACUGGUGGAGGGGCUGGUUCUUCAGUACCUCUACCAGGAAGGGGUUUUGACGGAAAACCAUGUUCAAGAAAUCAAAGCUCAAACCACAGGCCUCAGGAAAACAAUGCUGCUGCUGGAUAUCCUGCCUUCCAGGGGCCCUAAAGCAUUCGAUACCUUCCUUGAUUCCCUCCAGGAAUUUCCCUGGGUAAGAGAGAAGCUGGAGAAGGCCAGAGAGGAAGCCCCAACUGAGCUGCCUACAGGUGACUGGACGGCUGGAAUCCCUUCACACGUCCUCAACAGCUCCCCAUCGGACCGGCAGAUUAACCAGCUGGCCCAGAAGCUCGGGCCCGAGUGGGAACCCAUGGUGCUGUCCCUGGGGCUGUCCCAGACCGACAUCUACCGCUGCAAGGCCAACCAUCCCCACAACGUGCAGUCCCAAGUGGUGGAGGCGUUUGUCCGCUGGCGCCAGCGCUAUGGGAAACAGGCCACCUUCCUCAGUUUGCACAAGAGCCUCCAGGCCGUGGAGGCAGACCCCUCGCUGCUCCAGCACAUGCUGGAGUGAUCCUACCUCCCCGCCCCCCCUGCCACUUGCUGGAGUGUGGGUCCCCAAGUCACACAGGCUGAACCGGACUUUCACUCGGCAAGUGGCUUUGUUCUGGGUGGGUUUUUUGUUUUUUUUCUUUUCAAUGAGCCUUAGCUGGAAGGGGAACACCUGGCUUCUACUGGCUCAAUAAUCCAACAGCUUUAAUUGCUUUAAGAUUGCAUUGUUGUAACUGCAGUUUUGAACUCCGUGGUUGCCUUUUAACAGAGGUCCAGAAGAAAACAAACCAAAAAAAAAAAAGUCAUGCUACCACUUUGCAUGCAGGUGUCCUGCAUACAAAGCAUCUACUCUUCCGUUGCCUGGAAACUGGACUGUGGACUUAGCCCUUCAUAAUGAUGAUGAUAAUAAAACGUGAAUUGUGUUGUAGAAUGCGCCUCAUUCAUGAGAAAGUCUAGUCCGCCCAUGCUUCUCUUGCAUAGAUUGAGGGCAUCAAAUUGUGGGCAUGGAAUAAGUUUGAUAGCAAAUGUGAAGUAGUGGGGGAUAAGUAGCUCAAGCAGGUUGUAUGCAUUAAGCAGGAGACACCCAAGCUCCCUGCAGAAGCCAGCAAGAGAUCUGCAGCUCUUCACCUUAACGAUUGCAUAAGAAAUCUCUGUCCAGUUGUUAAAGGUAAUUGGGUCUGAGACAAAGGGGGCUCUGUCUCCCUUGAUGCCCGAAUGGCUGAAGGUAUUGUGUUCCCGAGGCAGGUCAUGGGUUGUCCGGCCUUUCAUUGAGAACACAGUAUUAGGCAGACAGGUGUACAUGUUUGUAAGCCCAGCUCUUAAGUAGCUGAAGCAAGAUGAUCACUUCAAGGUCUAGCCUGGGCUAUCACUACAGAACAUUCCAGGUCAGCUCUAGCUGUUAGGGAGACUCUGUCUUCAAGCAAAUAAACAAAAAUUUACCAUGUAGGGUCUCUAAAAUGCUCUUUUUCAGGGCCUGUUCACUUGUGUGUUCUUAUCUGGGCCUCUCAGCAACACUGUGAGGCAUGGAUGCAAGGGUGGUACACCCUUCCUUUAGCAGGGCCAGGACCUGUGUGGGCUAACUAAGCUAGAAUGUGGUUUGCCUCUGCAGAGUGGAUUAGAGGCAGACAGCAUGCUUUCAGAGAGAGGCAUAAAAGGCUCUCCUAGGGACUGUGGAUGUAGCUCAAUUAGUAGAGUGCUCGCCCAGCCUGCUCAGCACCCUGAAUGCCAUCCCAGUACCUCAUAAACUCGGUGUGGUGGGGCAAACCCACUCCAGAAAGUGGAGGCAGGGGGAUCAAAAGUUCGGCAUCAUCCUCGUCUACACAGUGUAUUCAAGCUCAGCUUCAGCUAUGCAUAGAGGGGAGAAGGUGGGGACCACAUUAUAGAGGCCAGGGAGAUGUUAUCCUUUAUCCUUCACAGCAACCGGAGAGCCAAGUUCUUAAUUCUACAGAAUUUUCAAGGAAAAGAAAGUCUGCUGCUUAUCUCCCUCCACUGAAGGACAAGCCUAUAAAGAGGUGGAGGUGAGCAUCAAGCGGGUGCCCAGGAAGCUGGUGGGGACGCGUUGAUGUCCUUUCAGGCAUCUGAUACCCUCUUUCUCUUUUUCAAAAAGACCAGCUGUUCCACAGUUCAUUCAUUCAGCAGACACAAUCCCCAAAGCACUGUGUACUGUCCAUACCCACUCUAAUUUUCCACCCUGUGGUCCAGUCAAUACUUCAUUAUUGUAUAAAACUCACACUUUGGGCCACAUGACUAUGCCCACUGAUAGAUCGUUCUUUAGUAGUCUUCAAUAAACCACUUACCAGCUUGAA